Messenger RNA from Scleropages formosus (Asian bonytongue), 2006 nucleotides. It is a transcript of the gene mospd2, whose product is annotated as motile sperm domain containing 2. Lineage: Eukaryota; Metazoa; Chordata; Actinopteri; Osteoglossiformes; Osteoglossidae. The coding region runs from base 54 to 1634 and encodes 526 amino acids. The transcript has 15 exons. Gene Ontology annotation, cellular component: endoplasmic reticulum-endosome membrane contact site; endomembrane system. The record is from RefSeq and is a predicted model, not a curated record.
GCCCUGCUUUGCUCAUUUCCAUUGACUCAACCCACUGCUUUCACAGUGUGAACAUGGCGGAUGCUGGACAGCUGGAAGCGGAGCAGCAGGAAGUCGAGAGGAAGGUAGAAGAAACAAGGCAAAGGUUCAGGAACGAGUAUGUGCAAGAUUCAACAGACAAGUAUGAUCCCAGGGAUGUGGAAAGACUGGAGAAGGAUGACAGCCUGGUGGAAAGCUACCUCACCUGGCGACACUUUGUGGUGGAGGAUACCUUGAAGAUGAUGGACGAAAGCUUGCAGUGGAGAAAAGAGUAUGGACUUAAUGACCUCACCGAAGGCAGCAUUCCAAAAUGGAUGUUCGAGACGGGUGCCGUUUACCUCCACGGCUACGAUAAGGAAGGCAACAAACUGUUCUGGUUCAAGGUUAAGCUGCACGUCAAGGACGCAAGGACCUUCUUAGACAAGAAGAAGUAUGUGGCUUUCUGGCUGGAGCGCUACUUCAGGCGGGAGCCCGGCAUGCCCCUCACAGUCGUGUUCGACAUGUCCGAAUCCGGCUUCAGCAACAUCGACAUGGAGUUUGUGAAGUAUAUCGUCAGUUGUUUCCGGGUGUAUUAUCCAAAGAUGUUAUCCAAGAUGGUCAUGUAUGAGAUGCCUUUCAUCAUGAAUGCGGCUUGGAAGAUUGUCAGGUCGUGGCUGGGCCCAGACGCCAUCAGCAAACUGAAGUUUGUCUCAAAGAGUGACAUCCAGACAUACAUUGAUGUUGAGCACCUGCCGCCGCACAUGGGGGGAACUGACCCCUUCAGAUAUAGCUACCCCCCUCUUCUCGAUGACGACUUCCAAAGCCCGAUCUCUGAGAAUGGUGGACUGCUCAGCGAGGAUGAGAACGAGAGCAAGGAUGGCGAAACGGAGCCCAGCAGCCCCUUGGAGUUGAGCUGUAACAUUGAGGCAACAUGCAAGCCCAGGAAGGUGAACUUUGUGGAGGAGAAUGCGAAGUUGGAGGAAGCUGACAAAAUCGAUGGAGCCAACGGGAGCAGAAGCACCAGGAGACCAUCGACCACCUUCAAGGGCCCGUUACUUCACAUCAGUCCCGCUGAGGAGCUCUGCUUCGAACCAAAGGACAAGAGGAAAUGCCUGAUCACCCUCAACAACGUGACCAAAAAUCCUGUGGCUUUCAAGGUGCGAACAACGGCACCGGAAAAGUACCGAGUGAAGCCCAGCAGCUCGAGUUGCGAGCCCGGAGCGUCCAUAAACAUCGUGGUGUCUCUGCACGGAGGCUCCCAGGCUUCUCUUCAGGACCGGUUUCUGGUCAUGGCUGCGGAGAUGGAGCAGAAUGCCGGAGCUGGUCCUCCAGACCUAGCACAGUUUUGGAAGGAAAUUCCAAAAGCCAGGAUAAUGGAGCACAGGAUGCGAUGUCAUGUUUUUGAGAGCAGCAAACCCACUUUGAGCCCUUUGAUCAACAGCUCUCCAGCAACAGAGAUGAACAGUCAUCAGGACCUGCAGAGCAUGAUUAUGCAGGUCAUGGCCAGCAACUCCCGGCUGGAGCAGAAACUCAACCAGUGCCUGUGGACCCAGAAGGUCCUGAUGUUCCUCCUUUCUGUCUUCAUGGCACUGAGCUUCGGGUUCUCCCUGUUGUAUGCCAGACAAAGGAUUUUUUAACUGAUCGCUGCCCCUCUGUCCAGAAUGCAGACUUCUAAAGCCUGCUAACCCAGUAAGACCCUCACAUGUGACAUAAGGACUAAACCUAAGCACUGGCUCCCCCAGCCUUGGGGUUGGGGGGGGUUGAGACAUGAAGAAAGAUGGGAUUUAAGGCACAGUAAGACAGCCAGUUGCACCAGUGUUGGUGUUUCAGAGUCUCGUGCUCUCGUUGUGAGUCCAACGGACGCUCAGGACUUUAAAAAAAAAAAAAAAAAAAGUAUUUUUUAAUACCUGAAAUUAUUAAAGAUGCCGCUAUUUAUUAUCAUAACUACUAAUUAGAAAAAAAUAGCCAUGUAAUUAAUUUACUUUGAAUAUAUGUACAGUGUUUGCUUA